Molecule: messenger RNA, 614 nt
Organism: Gambusia affinis (western mosquitofish)
Lineage: Eukaryota; Metazoa; Chordata; Actinopteri; Cyprinodontiformes; Poeciliidae
Product: gamma-crystallin M3-like
Exons: 3
Coding region: 55-585 (176 amino acids)
Biological process (GO): visual perception; lens development in camera-type eye
Molecular function (GO): structural constituent of eye lens
Source: RefSeq, a predicted model, not a curated record
GACCACACAUCAGCCACAGUUCAGUUCUACAGGAACCAACUGAAGUCUAGGAUCAUGGGCAAGAUCAUCUUUUACGAGGACAGGAACUUCCAGGGUCGCUUCUAUGAGACCAGCAGCGACUGUGCAGAGCUCACCUCCUUCCUGACCAGGUGUCACUCCUGCAGGGUGGAGAGCGGCUGCUUCAUGGUCUAUGACCGCCCCAACUACAUGGGAAACCAGUACUUCAUGAGGAGGGGCGAGUACGCUGACUACAUGAGCAUGAUGGGAAUGUCUGACUGCAUCAGGUCCUGCCGUAUGAUCCCCAUGCACAGGGGAUCCUACAGGAUGAGGAUCUACGAGAGAGAGAACUUCGGUGGUCAGAUGCAUGAGUGCAUGGAUGACUGUGACUCCUUCAUGGAUCGCUAUCGCAUGUCCAACUGCAUGUCCUGCCAUGUGAUGGAUGGUCACUGGCUGAUGUACGAGCAGGCCCACUACAAAGGCAGGAUGAUGUACCUGAGACCUGGAGAGUACAGGAGCUUCAGGGAUAUGGGAUAUGGAGGAACCAAGUUCAUGAGCAUGAGGAGAAUCAUAGAUUCCUACCACUAAAUACCAAUAAAGUUAUUCAUUCUCUUUUC